CUUUUCAUAUCCCAACCCUUUCUUUUUUCGAGUUUCCUUUGAAGUAUAAAAACAAAUUUCCUCUUGGUUCCAAUUCAGGAAAUUAUUAGGUUUAGUAACACAAUCAAGAUUCAAGAAGUCUUGCAAUAAAAUGGAAAUGGUGGAAUUGACUGGCCGAACCCAAUUAAACUUCUUCUCCUGAACCCAUUUUCGCAGCAGUUUUUUUCGGAAGAAAUUCUGUAUUUUCAAAUAAUCAAAAUGCAGAGACAAUUUUGUAUCAAGCUCUUCUCCGAAAUUUCCAGAAAUGUCUCUAACCCAAACACCAAUUCGAUCUUCUCAGAACCCUGUUUUUCAUCAUUUUUUAAAACCAAUACAAGUCCAUUUUCUCACCAGCUUCAUAGUCAGUCUUUCUCUCGGUAUUCUACUCUUACAGGGCAACAUUCAUUGAAAUCACAUACUACUGAUGCAGUUUUACUGAAAAUCCGAUAUGGGUUUUGUUUCUCAAACCCAAUUCUUGCUAAGCGAUUUUUUUCGAACACCCUUUUGAAAGGUCAAAGCAAAUGUCCUGUUAAUGUCGCAAAGAGAAAUUUCCACUCAUUUGAUUCUCGUCGCCAUGGCUGGAGAUCAUGGUUUCAAAGGCUUACAACUGAUGGAGUUGUUAUAGGCUUGAUUGUAACAAAUGUUGCUGUCUUUCUAUUAUGGAGAGUUGCUGACACUCAAUUUAUGAUGAAGAAUUUCACAAUAUCCGUUGACAAUUUUACAAGCGGACGGGUGCACACAAUGAUAACUUCGGCAUUCAGUCAUACAGAUUUGGGGCAUCUUGUGGCUAAUAUGAUCGGCCUUUAUUUUUUUGGAAUGAGUAUGGGAAGAGCUUUUGGACCUGAAUAUUUGCUGAAGUUGUAUCUAUCUGGAGCUGUUGUUGGCUCAAUUUUUUACCUGGUAUAUCAUGCCUUAAUAGCUCCAUCAUUUGAGAGAAAAAGAAUGCCCGGCAUGGUGUCUAUUGACCCGUCAAAAAUUCCAGGAUUGGGAGCAAGUGGAGCUGUGAAUGCAAUUAUGCUGCUGGAUAUAUUUCUUUUUCCGACAAAGACGCUCUAUUUUGACUUUAUUAUACCAGUUCCGGCCAUUUUACUGGGAAUCUUUCUUAUUGGAAAAGACAUCUUGAGGAUAUUGGAGGGAGAUCAUCGAGUUUCUGGAUCUGCACAUUUAGGUGGAGCUACCGUUGCUGCAAUAGCAUGGGCACGAAGUAGGAGGGGGCGUUUUCCCCGUUUCUGAACUCACAUUUCAUCUGUAUAUGGUUUCAACUCCGGACUAGGCAAGUUCAGUGUGUUUAAAUUUCUAAACAGUAGUAGCUAACAAGAGAUUGAACUUCACUAUUCGUGUUUAGUGCAGAAUGCCAUUAUAUAUCUUCAAAGUGUGGACAACUUUAAACCAGUCACCAAGUAUAAUUCUUUUGCAUCUCUCA
Olea europaea var. sylvestris is the source of this 1441-nucleotide messenger RNA. Its product is annotated as RHOMBOID-like protein 12, mitochondrial. Gene Ontology annotation, cellular component: membrane. Lineage: Eukaryota; Viridiplantae; Streptophyta; Magnoliopsida; Lamiales; Oleaceae. Bases 238 to 1251 code for a protein of 337 amino acids. The record is from RefSeq and is a predicted model, not a curated record. The transcript has 8 exons. Gene Ontology annotation, molecular function: serine-type endopeptidase activity.